Pogona vitticeps (central bearded dragon) is the source of this 2780-nucleotide messenger RNA. It is a transcript of the gene HNRNPA0, whose product is annotated as heterogeneous nuclear ribonucleoprotein A0. Gene Ontology annotation, cellular component: catalytic step 2 spliceosome. Lineage: Eukaryota; Metazoa; Chordata; Lepidosauria; Squamata; Agamidae. The record is from RefSeq and is a predicted model, not a curated record. Gene Ontology annotation, biological process: mRNA splicing, via spliceosome. Gene Ontology annotation, molecular function: mRNA 3'-UTR binding.
CGUCAGUUACGGACUCCUCCGCCUCUUACUUUGUCGAACUCGUCCCCGUUCGGCGGGUGACGAAUGCGAUUGGUUGUGACGCCUAUCAUUCAGCAAAGUGACUCAAAAUCCAACGGCGUGUCCCCGUUGGCUAGUUUGGCGCUGAAGCAAAGCGGGCGGGUUUCGCGCGACCAAUGGUGGGCGGGCCGUUUAGCGUUUCUUUGUGUGUGGGCACCAGUUGCCGGCCGCGAGCGCGCCUGAGGACGAGUGGGAGCCGCCAUUUUAUGCACUUCCUCUCCCCACCCCCCUUUCCCCGUUCUUUGCCGGUGAAGGUAGGCUGGCGAGCUACUCCCCCAACGAACCCCAGCCUCUAAUCGCCUGCCGGUUUCGCCAGACUACAGCUGCCCCCUACCGGCGGCAGCGGCGGCAAGGAGACGGCUGCUGGCCGCCGCGCCUCCGGCAUGGAUAACUCCCAGCUAUGUAAGCUGUUCAUCGGGGGCCUGAACGUCCAGACGACGGAGGCAGGGCUGCGAGAGUACUUCGAGGCCUACGGGACCCUGACCGACUGCGUGGUGGUGCUCAACCCGCAGACCAAGCGCUCCCGAUGCUUCGGCUUCGUCACUUAUUCGGUCGUGGAGGAGGCCGACGCCGCCAUGGCCGCCUCGCCGCACGCCGUGGACGGCAACGCGGUGGAGUUGAAGCGGGCCGUCUCUCGCGAGGACUCAGCCCGGCCUGGCGCUCACGCCAAGGUGAAGAAGCUCUUCGUCGGAGGCCUGAAGGGGGACUUGGGCGAGAACGACCUCAUAGAGCACUUCAGCCAGUUCGGCCCGGUGGAGAAGGCCGAGAUCAUCUCCAACAAGCAGAGCGGCAAGAAGCGGGGCUUUGGCUUCGUCUACUUCCAGAACCACGACGCCGCUGACAAGGCCGCCGUCGUCAAGUUUCACCCGAUCCAGGGACACCGCGUGGAGGUCAAGAAGGCCGUGCCCAAGGAAGACAUCCAGGGCGGCGGCGGCGGUGGCGGCCGGUCAGGUUGGGGCGGACGGGGAAGAGGAAGGGGAGGCGGUGGAGGAGUCGGCAACCGGGACCACAACGGGCUGUCCAAAGGAGAAGGAGGCGGUUAUAACAGUUAUGGAGGCUACGGCGGCGGCGGCGGCUAUGGCUCCUACGGAGGCGGCGGCUCGUACGGUGGCGGUGCCAGCGGUGGCGACUAUGGCAACGGGUACGGAGGCUUCGGCAGCUACAGCCAGCAUCAGUCAUCUUACGGGCCCAUGAAGAGUGGCGGCGGCGGCGGCCCCGGCGGCGGCUGGGGCCCCCGCAGUAACAGUGGACCCUACCGAGGAGGUUAUGGCGGGGGAGGGUACGGAGGCGGCUCUUUCUAAUGAGAAUCUCCCCAUGGCUCCGGGGAUGUCGGUUUUGUCUGCAUGGAGUAUGCCCGCCGUUUAUACCGGGCAGGUUUUCAAUAAGUUUCCCUCCUCUUCGCUUACGGGCACCUCCAUAGAAAAGGCUCCCACGAUGCAAAGCAGCUUUCGGAUCCCCUUGCUUGGGGUCGGCCAGCUGCCUGUGUUGCGUAUUUCCGAAGAUGAACUGGGCCUUUCACACAACUGUUUUGUGUUAGUCAUUGAUGGACUCUAUUUUUUUAUUGCUUGGACAUUAGUAGUUUUUAUACUAGGAACAAGAUACUGUUUUAAUUUUCGUUUAUUUGGGUUUGGGAGGGAAAGUUGUGCUGAUUCUGGAGUAAACCUGGGGAGGGAAACGGGAAUUAACUUUGUACGGACUUGGAUAUCUACACAUUUUUUUCUACAAAAUUACUCUGGUUCCAUGACUGUAAAAGGAGGGGGGAACGUUUUUACACUUUUAUUUUUUAAAUAAAUCAUUGUGUUCAUUGAUAUUCACAUGUCUUUUUUUCCUAGGAUUCAUUCCACACAGUUCAGACAAAAGCUUUUAGGUUUAAACCAGCUUAUUUCUACUCAGAUUUCAACAUGUGGUUAGAAUAAAAUACUUCAUUUCUAGUAAGAGUUUGACUUUCUUGCUGUCCUACUGUACUGGAUUUCUUACUUCUUAACAAUUGUAGGGCAGUUUUUUGAAUGUCUGUUGAUGGAGGGUUAAAAUACUUUAUUGUCCAUCCACAGUGUAUCAUACUUGGCAGUUGUCUUGCUGACAGCUUGUCUGUUUAAGUAUAGGGAGUAAUCACCCAUGAACAUAUGUGCUAACAAAUGUAUAGCAUGCAUUUUUAUAUUUUUGACUGUUCAAAAUUUCACAUUGCUCAGUUUCACACUGUUAUUUAUUGGCUUGCCUGUAAACAACCUAUUAUAAGGGAAAGUUUUUCAUUAGUUAUUUCCAUUGCAUCUUAGUUAUUUCCAUUGCAUAGUGAAGUCAUUGACUGCAUAUUACCUUAACCUUUCUGAUCGAAGAAACCAAAUAUUCUUAGUAGUGCCAUCUACUGGCAGAAUAGUUGUCUAUCCCUAUUAAGUUUAUUUGAACAGAAUGAAUUGGUUCUUUCAUUAGGGCUUUAGAUGACAAAGGCCAGACCUACAUGUCAACACAUUUCUUGGGCAUGGGCUUAAAUGAUACAUUUGAAACAUUCAUAAGUACAUUGUACUAGGUUAUUGUUAAAUGACCCAGUAGCCCAAGGGCCAGUUGUAAAUCAAAAUCUCUGUAGUCUGUAGUUAUGUACUUGUAGUCCUUCCCCACAGUAGAAUUAAAAGUUUGUUGUUCUGUUAACAAUGUUCAGAAAAGAAACUGCCUUCCUGGAUAGAAGUAUAGUAUAGUUAUGAAUAUUGCAAAUAAAGAAUUGAAUUCUU